AUUUCCGCUGACGUCACCGCGUCACGUCCAUAACAGCGCUGCAGCUGUCUGAGAGCAACAAUAACAAGAAGCUCUGCUCAACUCCAACACGGCUUUAACGCUUUAACACCAACACCGAACCCACCACCAUGAGGCCGUCGGUGUAACCGGAACCACCGGGUCGAACCACCUCACGGAGGACCAGAGCCAGAACCAGCUGGAGGUUCGGGUCUGAUCUGGGUCAGCGGGCCUGUUGGAGGCUGGUUGCUGCAGUGUCAGUCCUUUAUAUAGAUAGAUAUAAAUAUAUAACCCGGUACCAUGCAGGCUAACGGCUCCGGUCAGGAUCCGGAUCCAGAAGAAGACAAAGUGUCCUCCUGUCGGAACGGCUCGUCCUCCGGAGUCUCUCACUCCAACGGACUCCAGUCUGUCUCCAACAAUGGAAACCCUGUCAGCAGCAGCAACAACAACAACAACGGACUGCCGGCGGCCCAGCCGGAGUCCAACAACACCAACAACACCAACAACAGCACCACGGAGACAGCGGAGACAGGGGAGACAGGGGACAACAAUAAGAAGAAGAAGCGUCUGUCUCAGUCCGAGGAGGACGUCAUCAGGCUGAUAGGACAACAUCUACACGACCUGGGGCUCAAUCAGACAGUGGACCUCCUGAUGCAGGAGUCCGGCUGCAGACUGGAGCACCCCUCUGCCACCAAGUUCCGCAAUCAUGUCAUGGAAGGAGAGUGGGACAAGGCUGAGAGUGAUCUGAAUGAGCUGAAGGCAUUGAUGCAUUCUCCAAGUGCUAUAGUGCGGAUGAAGUUCCUGCUGCUGCAGCAGAAGUAUCUGGAGUAUCUGGAGGAUGGAAAGGUCCUGGAGGCCCUGCAGGUCCUCAGAGCUGAGCUCACUCCUCUCAAGUACAACACCGAGCGUAUCCACAUCCUGAGCGGGUACCUGAUGUGCAGUCACGCAGAAGACCUGCGAGCCAAAGCCGAGUGGGAAGGCAAAGGCACGGCAUCCCGAACAAAGCUGCUGGACAAGCUGCAGACGUACCUGCCUCCGUCAGUGAUGCUGCCUCCUCGCCGCCUGCAGACUCUGCUGAAGCAGGCGGUGGAGCUGCAGAGGGAGCGCUGCCUCUACCACAACACCAAGCUGGACAGUGGAUUGGACUCUGUGUCUCUGCUGCUGGACCACGCCUGCAGCCGGAAACAGUUCCCCUGCUACACUCAGCAGAUCCUCACUGAACACUGCAACGAAGUCUGGUUUUGCAAGUUCUCCAACAACGGCACAAAACUGGCGACCGGCUCCAAAGACACCACAGUCAUUGUGUGGCACGUAGACACGGAGACCCAGCAGUUGAAGUUGAUGAAGACUCUGGAGGGUCAUGCUUACGGUGUCUCGUACCUGGCAUGGAGCCCUGAUGAUGCCUAUCUGAUAGCCUGUGGUCCUGAUGACUGCUCUGAGCUGUGGCUGUGGAACGUACAGACGGGGGAGUUACGAACAAAGAUGAGUCAGUCUCAUGAGGAUAGCCUGACCAGCGUGGCCUGGAAUCCAGAUGGUAAACGCUUCGUCACCGGCGGCCAGAGAGGCCAGUUCUACCAGUGUGACUUGGAUGGAAACCUGCUGGACUCGUGGGAAGGAGUUCGGGUGCAGUGCCUGUGGUGUCUGAAUGACGGCCGGACCGUCCUCGCGUCCGACACCCACCAACGCAUUCGCGGAUACAAUUUUGAGGACCUGACUGACAGAAACAUAGUCCAAGAGGACCACCCUAUCAUGUCUUUCACUGUUUCCAAAAGUGGAAGGUUAGCUCUGCUCAAUGUUGCAACUCAGGGAGUGCACCUAUGGGACCUGCAGGACCGGGUGCUGGUGAGGAAGUACCAAGGGGUGACCCAGGGCUUCUACACCAUCCACUCCUGCUUCGGAGGGCACAAUGAAGACUUCAUCGCCAGUGGCAGUGAAGACCAUAAAGUUUACAUCUGGCACCGGCGCAGUGAGCUGCCCAUCGCAGAGCUGACUGGUCACACCCGCACGGUCAACUGUGUGAGCUGGAACCCCAUCCUGCCGGGAUUGCUGGCCAGCGCCUCCGACGACGGGACCGUCCGAAUCUGGGGACCCGCCCCCUUCCUGGAUGUCCAGGAUGCAGAGGGCCUCAAUGAAUGUUGCAGCAUGGACAGCUGAUGAUCUGCUGCUUCUGUGAAGACUCUGUAGACACUUGAAUGGAUGAAGCAGGAAAAAGCUUUGUGGUCGUCAGACAGCAGCUUCCUGGAGACGGGGGGUCAGUGGUGCUGCAUGUCAGGAUGUCACAAACACACUGAUGUCAGACCCGGUCAUAUUAACGAGAGCAGAGCCAGCCAGACGAAGCCGGGCUCCACGACCUCCAGUAUCUGACCCACCUCGUCCUCCUGUCCGACCCAGUUCCCUCAGUACCAUCCAGGACCACCCGCCUCCUCUUAUUUAUUAUCAACUACAUUAUUUAUUCACGAGUAGUUCACUGACUUGUGCUAUAGGCUGUGACGUAGCGGCGCCUUGUGGAGGGUGUGUGUGUGUGUGUGUGUUUCUGUGAGUCUCAGCUGCUCACAUGAAGAAGCUUGUUUCCUCUUUCACCUCCUGAAGAGAUUUUAACUAUAGGAACCUUUGAUGGAUGCACCCACUUGAAGAGUAUCUUUUAAAUGACAAAUUCUACGUUAUCUUGUUGUUGUGUUUUUUUCAUGCAGAGUACAUUUUAUGAGUUUUUGUUUUCCUCCAGCUUUUUGCUGCUUAUAGCCAGAGAAAGAAUACUAUUUGAUGAGCAUGUUGCGUAGGAUUGCACAGGAUGUUUUACACUCGCAGUAUGUCCUGCUUUAUCUGUUAAAAUAUGUCGAUGCCUUCUAAGAGUAUACGAGCAGCUGAUGUGUGGAAACCUACAGAGUUCAAAGGAUUACUUGUCGACCCUUACCUCUACACACGGUUCACCUGUGCAGUUUCCUUCAUGCCAUCAGCGUGGAUGUUCUCUUUAUUUUGCUCUCUUCACUAUUUGCUAUUUAUUUCUGUUUCCUCUCUAGCCUGUUGCCAUCUUUUCCUGUCUUCAUAUGACUUUCACUUGGUUUGGUUUAGUUGUUACGUGUUUAACUUAUCAUUUUGUUUUUAACUUAUUUGCUUUUUUAUUUACUACAAGUGGAGAUUUAACAUUUAAAGAGACACUCCCUGAUUUGUAACUGUACCCAGUGGAGCCCCCAGAAUCCCGGCUCAGCUGUGAACUGUUUUUAAAAGAUAAGGCUGGUGUUAUUGUUUUAUAUUUCAUAUUAUCAACAACUCCAAUGAGAAGACCAGAACCAACAAUGUGUUCUGACUUCUUUAUCCUGUUUGUGGCUCUCAGCUCCAUUCAGCCCAUUCAGCCCAUUGGUUCCCUGCUGAAGACGUAAAUCUUUAAAGGCUCAGUCAUUUCCUGAAGCGGCUCUUUAAAACGUUAACUCAAACAGGAGGAAAUAGGGACUAUUUUCAGAGGCGGAUUAAUCCCCAUUUGGUGCUCUAGUGAGUAUUAGUGGCAGCAGGACAGGCGUAUGUGGGACUGAGUCAGAAUAAAGUCCAGUGUGAUGAAGGAACAUGUCAGCCAGUGACACAGUGAGGCUCAGUGAUGUGUUUUAAUGGAGCUCUACGGCUCAGAGGAAUACACACAAUACUAGUUUUUUGUUUUGGUCUGUGCAUGAGAUUUGUUCAUGGUGAAAAACAAAAGAAAUAGAAAAUUGCCAGCCAUUACUUCUUUAAGUUCAGCACAUCAGCAGCGAGCUGAGAGGACACGCGGUAAUAACAAUGGAGUGUAUCUGUAUUUGUACUCAAGUGUAACAUAACAUUAUUAUGAAGUGUUUCCCUUCAGAGUCAAAAGAACAAUCUUGCCUAAUAUAAUAUUCUAUGUAAUAUGUGCUGUUAAUAUUUGUAUGUUAUGGCAUGUAUUAUGAGGCUGUGUAGAAUGGCAGACAGGAUGACGUGUGUGUUUCAGGGUUCCCAUGCCUGGUUUUAACCGUCACAUUCAAAAAAAGGUUUCCGACGCUCUCUCUCUCAGAGCUUCGUACCAAAUCGCCGUGACUGCAAAAUAGAAAGCAGCAAGUUUACAUUCACUGUUACUAACACAGACAAUUAGUUUUGAAAUUCACAAACUACAGUGCAGCCAAACUUACAUUUCACUUUCUUCUUUUUGUGACAUUUUUCCAAACUUCUGCUUCUACAGAGAAUUAUUUUUCCAAAAACCUUUCCAGUCCUGGAUGAUAUCUGCAGGACUGUGGGAACCCUGUUUAUCUGCCCAGACGCCAUCACCAGCUUCAACUCUUCCACACACACACACAAACACACUAGUGGUACACAACAAUAGAUGUCACUCACACUUGUUUCAAUCACUGAUGUGGUGUUCUAGUUUUCUGCUUUUGCGAUUUCUCUUUGUUUAUUACGACUAUUUCGGGCUUCUCUUCUUUUCUCUUCUCGCUGUAAGAAGCCAAAGUAGGAACUUUUGUUUGCUUGCAGGCAGUUUCUGCCAGAAACCAUUUUACAUUUUAAAUGUGUUAUUACAAAAAAGUGAUUGUACUGUUGUGUAUCGUCUGUAGGAGAAGUGUUAUGUAUGCAUAUUUUAAAUAAAGCAUUCAGGGUUUUAA
This is a messenger RNA of Sebastes umbrosus (honeycomb rockfish), 4595 nucleotides long. It is a transcript of the gene wdr26a, whose product is annotated as WD repeat domain 26a. Gene Ontology annotation, biological process: proteasome-mediated ubiquitin-dependent protein catabolic process. Gene Ontology annotation, cellular component: GID complex. The record is from RefSeq and is a predicted model, not a curated record. The transcript is spliced from 14 exons. Gene Ontology annotation, molecular function: protein binding. NCBI's taxonomy places the organism in Eukaryota, Metazoa, Chordata, Actinopteri, Perciformes, Sebastidae. The coding region runs from base 298 to 2151 and encodes 617 amino acids.